CAGAGGGCGAAAAGGAAAGGAGCCGAGUGCCGACGACACUGUCGAGUUUGAAAACUGGUUUAGCGCCCGCGUCGAAGGAGCGAUGAGCUGCUAGCGAAAAUUGGCGAGCGUGCGCCGGCGAAUCAGUUUUCUCUCUGUCUCUCGCGAGCGCCUUUUACAAUCCGAUCGUAAAGCCCAAUCGAUACUCUCCGAGUCUCCGUGCUCGCACGCCGGAUGGAAUUGAAAAUUUUCGCUGCGACGACAGCCGCUAUCAGACGCUGUAAUCUAAUCUCGUGCAGUCGCGAUUGGUGAAGGAACGAGAGGCAUCUUUCUGCCACGGUUGCGCUGAAUCUGCGAAAAGUUUGGUGUGCAGUUGGCCAACCAGCGAGAAGAGAGGAGCUGUACAUUCACCGCCAGGACGAUCACGAAGAAGCGAAUCGUUGACAGCCGGAACCCUUGCGGCUGCCCCAGCUACUAUAGACUGAUAAAUGCAUUUAAACGAGGAAGACAGAGGUCAAUCGAAGAACGCAAGAUGAAGAAUAUCGUGAGAGUGAUAAAUCUAGUUCACAGACUUGUUGAACUGAUCGCCAGAGGUUUCUUUCUGCUCGUUGCCUAUAUCAGUGGCCCUGCAGAAUGUCAACCGUGCAUCACGGAUUUGACCCUUAUGCACAGUGCAUCGGCACUUGCGCUAAAGAUUCGCAAUCGUCAGUUAUCGUCGGAGGAGGUAGUCAAAUCUUACAUCACAAGGAUCAAUGAGAUUCAACCGAUUCUCAAUUGCGUCUGCGAAACACGCUUCGAGGAAGCACUCAAAGAGGCUAAGAAAUGUGACGAGCUGCUCAAGGUACUCAACGGACCUUCGGCCGAUGUUCUUGCAAAGGAUAAACCUUUUUUCGGCGUUCCUUUCACGACAAAGGAUUGUAUUGCCGUUGAGGGUAUGAAGCAAACAGCUGGUUUAGUAGCCCGUAAAAAUUAUCGUGCUGAUAAGGAUUCAGAAGGAGUGAAACUUAUGAGAUUAGCUGGAGGUAUACCGAUCGCAACGACGAACGUAUCCGAGCUUGCGAUGUGGUGGGAAAGUACAAAUCGUAUUUAUGGAACUUCUAGAAAUCCUUACAAUACUAGGCACAUUGUAGGUGGUUCUUCUGGUGGUGAAGGUUGUCUACUUGCGGCAGCUGGCUCGCCGUGUGGCAUAGGUUCAGAUAUAGGUGGAUCAAUUCGAAUGCCAUCAUUUUUCAAUGGGAUAUUCGGACACAAACCCUCUAAAGGGAUUGUAUCGAAUGAUGGACAAUAUCCGAGUGCUGAAACCGAAGAUCAAGAACAGCUUUUAGCUCUUGGACCUAUGUGUAGAUUCGCUCAAGAUUUGGCACCCAUGCUGCAAGUAAUGGCUCAUAAAAAUGCUGAUAUGCUGAAUUUGCAAAUUAAAGUAGACGUCUCCAAGCUCAAGAUAUACUAUAUGGAAGAUGACGGCGGACAACUAUUGGUAUCAACUGUUGAUCACGAGAUAAAAGAAAGUAUGAGACGUGUAGUACAGUUCUUUAAAAAAGCCCACAAUGUCAAGGCAAAGAAAGUCAAUAUUCGUAAUUUUAAGAAAAGUCUAGCUCUAUGGUUUGCAUGUAUGGCAACUGAACCGGGAAAAGAUUUUGCUUAUGAAAUGGCUAAUAGAAAAGGUCGCGUGAAUGUAUUGCUGGAGUGGUUAAAAUUUAUAACAUUUUGUUCUGACCAUACUCUGUCAGCUCUAGUAACUUCAUCGUUUGAAACGUUCAAUGUUCAAUAUGGCAGCGAAACAGCUAAUAAGUUGAAAGAGGAGUGUAAAGAGCUGCAGCAAGAGUUCAAGGAUAUGUUGGGCGACGACGGAGUCUUUUUGUAUCCAACGCACCCCACAGCUGCGCCCAUGCAUUAUGAGUCAUUCGUGAAACCUUUUAAUUUUUCCUAUACGGGCAUCAUUAAUGUGCUAGGUUUACCAGCUACUGCCUGCCCACUUGGAUUGAAUAAACAAGGGCUUCCUAUUGGAAUACAGGUUGUUGGUGGACUCUAUCAAGACCGCAAUACAUUAGCUGUGGCCGAGGAGCUGCAGCGUGCAUUUGGAGGCUGGGUUCCUCCGGAGAUAGCUGAAUGAAAAAUCAAUGCAAAUUACUUGUCUAGUUUAUGGUUCAAAACCGCCGAACAAUGCCUUAGCCUCAUUUUUUUUAAUGAGGCCACAUGUAUUUUUUGAAAUUAUGCGAGAGAUCUCAUGUAAAUGCGGUUAAUGCCGUUAUUUAAUUUACAAUACACACAAUGGAAAGAGAUUUUAUAUAUAUAUACAUUCAUAGCUAUAAAAAAAAUUUGUUGAUGCAUUGAAAGGAAAAAAAGGCAAUUAAUGUUGAUCUAGAUAUGCGAUGAUGCAAUUAAUUUUUACCUACUAGAUUGCUGUAUUCCUAUUAUAUAUCUCGAUCAAAUUAUAUUUUUGUGUAUACGGAUGAAAUAAUGAUGUUCUAUAUAAUUAUUUGU
Molecule: messenger RNA, 2463 nt
Organism: Phymastichus coffea
Lineage: Eukaryota; Metazoa; Arthropoda; Insecta; Hymenoptera; Eulophidae
Product: fatty-acid amide hydrolase 2
Exons: 9
Coding region: 512-2092 (526 amino acids)
Source: RefSeq, a predicted model, not a curated record